CGCCUCAUUUCCGGCGCGGCCGCGCGUCCCGGAUGCUCCAGGAGCGGCGCCCUGCGGGAGUGGAGGGCGCUCGCGGAUGAGGGGGCUGCCCCGCUAGGCGCCGCGCCAUGGCCGCCCCCUGGACGGGCGCGCUCCUGGUCCUUCUGGCGACCCAGGCCGCCUCCUGCGCCGACGGCCUUGCGGAGGAGGAGGAGGUCCCGGCGGAGUGGGUCCUGCUGCACGUCGUGCAAGGCCAGAUCGGCGCCGGCAACUACAGCUACCUGCGGCUGAACCACGAGGGGAAAAUCGUGCUGCAGAUGCGCAGCCUGCGCGGCGACGCGGACCUGUACGUGUCCGACAGCACGCUGCACCCCAGCUUCGACGACUACGCGCUGCAGGCCGUCACCUGCGGCCCCGACGUGGUGCUCGUCCCCGCGCACUUCCGGCGGCCUGUGGGCAUCGGCGUGUACGGGCACCCGUCCCACCGCGAGAGCGAGUUUGAGAUGAAGGUGUACCUCGACACGGCCGUGGAGCCGCCGCUGCCCGGCGCGGCCGCCCCCUCCGACGGCGCGGACGCGGGGCACGCGCGCGCUGACGCCCCGCAGGACGCGUCUCAGGAAGAGGAGUCUGUUCUGUGGACGAUAUUAAUUAGCAUUCUGAAAUUGGUCCUGGAAAUCCUUUUUUGAUUCAUUGAACAUAGUCUGGAGAAUGAGACCCUUAGUCUGUGAAGCUGACUGAGGUUCGCCGCGAACCUGGCUACUUUGACCUGGUUGGAGUUCUGGUUAACUUUUCUAGUCGGAGAUGGAAAAAUAAAGCCAUAGUUUUGUUACCUCAGUCACCGCAAAGUACGAAAAGCAGCAAGCACGGUGUUUUUACAGAUCAAAAGUCCUGUGAAAGGAAUAUGCACAAUACAAUGUUUAAACCCCAUUCUGGUAAGUUUGUCAGGUAGCAAAACAGGUUAUUACAGUGAGGUAGGCUUUUCCUCUAGUUAGUGUUUUCCUCUAGUUAGUGACGCUAAAUGCAGUUAUAUGGAAUGUCUGAGCUUUGAAGAGUUGCUAAAAGCAAGUCUGAAAUGUAGUGGUUUCUCCGUACUUGACUGAGCAUAGACAAGAGCCCCAAGCCUGCGCCCCUAGCGGGGACGGCUCCUCCUACCCACACAGGAUUUCUGGUGGGCAAGCCUGUUCCCCUGCCAGUUAACGGCAGUUCUAAACCCUCCCCUGCAUCACAUCUCAUCAGGCCAUUAGUAAUUUUACCAUCUUGGGCUCCUAUUAAAAUUAUUCCAUUAUUAGAUAACUUUGCUAUGCUACCCAUGGUAAGCCAGAAAGGACAAAGUAAUAGUAACUUUUAGGCUAAUGGAGAAACAGUUAAGCAUUUCAAAUUAAGUUGCAUAAUACUACCAUCAAAUUUCUGGAGAUAGCCAAAGUACUAAGAAUAAAGACUUUUUGGAGGAGGGAGCUAUGUUUCUACCUGGAACUGGUUUCAAAGGUAAGAGUAGCUUAUAAUAAAUAAUCAACUUGCAGAUUUUAAGCACAUAGUUAAUUUCAAAAAUCUUUUAUUGGCAUAAAAAUGAGAACUGUAAAUAAAUUGGCACCAAAUAUCUCAUUUAAGUGCGUAUUACAGUACUGGGUCAAAUUACUAUCCCUCUUUGCUGUUUUUCCCCCUUCUGCCCACCUUCCUGGGUGUUGGGGGAGCUCGCUGACAACAGUCACAAAUCCAGCGACCUAGGAGAAAAAUUGUUAAUUAAUACAGAAUGAAAUUUAACUUUUUAGGGCUGAACUUUAAACCCAUUUAGCUGUCUGUCCUUAGCUAUGGCUAAUGAUAAUCCUCGGUGGCUACGUGGUGGGACGGGCACUAAGGAGCUCCUUCAUUUAGGGAAAACAAUAUAAACUUCCCUUUCAGUAGUCAGUGUCAUCAGCGCCCUGUGGACACACAGGAGAGGUCACGGGAGGGGCAGAAUAGCCACAGGGACCUUCAAAAAACUGUCACGGUCCUUUCUGGAAUUCAAACACUAUCAUACUUUAAAAGUUCAGUCAUACAAAUCCUAACAUAAAACCUGUUACUGCGUCUGGCUCAUUUUCAGCCUUUUCCUCUGUUGCUCACUGGCAGCUGUGUGUCGGCACCCUCUCAAGUCCUGGGGUGCUGUGCUGACAGCACUUAAAGCUGAUCGAGCAUCUGACCGCAGUGACACGGUGUAUGACACACCUGGUCUGAACCACUACAGAACUCUGGAUGACUGGCGUUGCUCGCAUCUCAGUGAUUCCUAGGAAACCCAGUUCUAAGCAUAUAUUUUAUAAAGUACUAUACAGUGUUAACUAUGCAAAUAAGUUCUAAAAUUACACAGUUACGUGUGUAAUGUUUCAGUCCAAUUACUGUGAUUUACUAUUUGUGUGUUUAUUCUGAAGUUACCUGGAAUUGUCAUACUGCCUCAGUUUACAGAAAUCUGGUUUAAUGUGUAUAAAUGCAUAGCAGUCAUUCUGUUAAGUUUCUAAAUGAUGUAUACAAAUAAAAUCAAGGUAUGAAACAGA
Camelus dromedarius (Arabian camel) is the source of this 2504-nucleotide messenger RNA. RefSeq names its product chromosome 6 C6orf120 homolog (gene C6H6orf120). The transcript has 2 exons. The record is from RefSeq and is a predicted model, not a curated record. NCBI's taxonomy places the organism in Eukaryota, Metazoa, Chordata, Mammalia, Artiodactyla, Camelidae. The coding region runs from base 108 to 665 and encodes 185 amino acids.